Molecule: messenger RNA, 994 nt
Organism: Leptonychotes weddellii (Weddell seal)
Lineage: Eukaryota; Metazoa; Chordata; Mammalia; Carnivora; Phocidae
Source: RefSeq, a predicted model, not a curated record
GGCACGCCAUGCACGGACGAGGAACAGAUGUGCACUGGUAUUUACACCGCCAAGUGGUUCCUCCAGUGUUUCAUCGACCAGACCCCCUUCUUGCUCAUUCUGAAGCUCUGGGAUGCCUACAUCCUGGACGGGGAGCCAUGGCGUAUACCAUCCUCAAGAUGCACAGCAAACGCCUCCUGAAGCUGCCCCUGGAAGGUCUUCGGGAGUUUCUGCAGGACACCCUGGCCCAGCCCUGGGCCCUGGAGGAUGAGGUGGUGCUCAGACACCUUCGAUCCUCCAUGGCCAGCUCUGAAGGAUAAGUGCGACCUGCCCCCUCCAGCCGGUCCUGAGGAGUUCCCCACGAAGCCCCUGGGCCUGGAGGAAGUGUCCCCGGCACCCAAGCCCCGCCUCCCUUCUUGCAUUGAGACGCUCCCCAGAGUGGACGGGCCGGCCUCCCCGGGCCCAGCCACCCAGCAUGAGCAGCAGGGACCCCUUCCCGGCCAGGCCAUCCUCAAGGCCGAGGAGCUGCUGCAGGAGGGAAUGUCCACGGAGCCCUCAACUGCACCCCUGCAGCCGGGAGGGCCAAGGGCCCAGGUUCUGGCCCGGCUGCCCCCAGCCCAAGACCCCUUGCUGGCCCGGCUGUCCCCACAGCAAUGGAAUUCCCUCCCCAACCUCCCAGUGCACCAGGAGGGUGCAGGCAGGUGGCCCCCCGACGUGGGCUCGAAGCCACAGCACUGGGUCCCUUUCCGUUCAGCCCCUGCCUGGGCCACCCCAGUGGGCACACCACAGACCAGGCCCCAGAAUGCCCCUGGGACUCUCGGGACGGGGUCCCCCCAGCCCAGGAAAGAGGAAGCUGUAGGGCCCAGGACACCCUUCCUGCCCUGUGGCCACUGCAGCUCAUACCCCUCUCGGGGGUGACCAGCACAGCCAAGACAGAGCCAGGGCCGCGCUGAGCCACAGCCCCGAGGCCCCGCACCUGCCUGGGACCGUCCGACCUCUGCGUCCACAGGGCUGC